UUGCGUUGGCAGUCAGUCUUUACCCAUCUGUUUUCUCUCUGGACGCGCACCGUGGAGCUCGGAAACGGAACGGAGCCGGUAUGAAACGUCCUUUCAGCCAAUCAUCUUGUCUAGUACCUGAACUGGAAAGGAACGGAGUUAGCAGAGGACAAGUAGUGCAAAUGGACAGUGAGUCUUGCUUUGAGAUCCAGGAUGAAGGUGAAAAACUUCAUGACCUGUCACUGGGGGGCACUCUGCAUUCUUCACCCUACAGCGCUAAAAGAGAGCGGAAGCAGCGGACAUACACGCUGUGUGAGGUCUGCAACAUCCAGCUGAACUCAGCUGCCCAGGCCCAGAUUCACUACAAUGGCAAAUCACACCAAAAGAGGUUGAAGAAGCUCGGCAGUGGCAAAAUGCCAGGCAUCACAGUGUCAAACAGAAAGGCUGGAAAGAAAUCUGAACUUUACUCCCAGAAGUCAGAACAGAGUGGUGUCUGUGGGAGAGAAACUCAACACACGGGUACAUCUACCCAGGGCAACUCGCUCCUUGCUUCUCUCCCCGUGCCGGGGCGGCCUCUGCAGCCUCAGCUCAACCUCAAACACCUCCUGCCCUUCAGACUUAAUGGAUCCUCACCCCUUAGCCUCUUUCCAAACUUUAAUACGAUGGACCCUGUCCAGAAGGCAGUGAUUAAUCACACGUUUGGGGUCCCUCAGCCACUUAAGAAGAAACAGAUCAUCUCCUGCAACAUUUGCCACCUGCGCUUCAACUCGACGAACCAAGCAGAGGCCCACUAUAAAGGCCACAAACAUGCCCGGAAACUGAAAGCCAUGGAGGCCCAAAAGAACAGGCAGCGACGAGGUGGGGAGACCUCAACCACAGGGAAGGAGCGGGACCGAGACCGGGAACGAGAUCGAAACAAGACAUCAUCUUCUGAUGCAGCUCUUCCGGCACCUAUGGACAUAAGCUUAGUAAAAGAAACAAGUCUCCAGUUUGAUGUGGAACCAUCCAUCCUGGAGGGAAAACUGGAAGAGAGUCCCAGGAGCUCUGUCAUGCUGACACCAGUGUCCGAGGUUUCCUCUGUGGAGCUGGUCACGCUUUCCUCUCCUCAGAUUUCACCUUCCUCGCAGCUCACAGAGACAGCGUCGGAUAUCAGCACCCCAGAGGGUGCCGAGGUCACAGAGGCCACUGAGACCUCCGUAGCUAUAUGUCUGACCAGCAAGUCAGGUAGCGUUGCAGACCCAUCCAUCACAACUGGGGAGCCAUGCAUGGAUGACAACAAAGACCCCAAGAAGAGCAAGGUUCACCUACACUGUCCCGUCUGUAAAGUCACAGUCAACUCCACCUCCCAAAUGGAAGCGCAUAAUAGUGGUACUAAGCACAAAUUGAUGCUGGAAGGUCACAGCGUUCUGCCGCGGCGUAGGGGCAAAGUAGUGGCAGCUCGAGCUGGCUGCAAGAGCAAGCGACUAGGGAGCAAAAGCAGCAUCGGGGUGCCUAGCAAGAACUUCCAGUGUGAAGUGUGUGAGAUCUUUGUGAAUUCUGAAACCCAACUUAGCCAGCACAUGAACAGCAGAAGGCACAAGGAUCGGCUGGCCGGAAAACCGCCCAAACCCAAAUUUACCCCCCACAGCAAAAGCCAGCCGAGCUCCAGCUUAGUGAACGUGAGAUGGAGUGGCUAUGCUGGUGUGGCUGUGUCUGCCAUGAAGAAAGCGUUCACCCAGUGCAACCUCGCCUCUCUCUCCUCGCAGACCAAACUGGCUUUGCAGAAACAGCUGACCAAGAGUUUGACAACUGGCUUCCUGCCCAGCCCCCUCACCCCACCAACUCUGUGCACAGUGGCGAACCCGCUGGCUCUGCGCCACCCGCUGGGCACCACCACAUUCAUCCACACCCCGUUUCUGGGCCCUGCACUGUUUCGGCCUGCCCCUGGGCCGCUGCGGCCCUCACACACACCCAUCAUCUUCUCCCCCUACUAAGGACUUAACCGACCUCCCAGUUAAGCUUUAGCCCUGUCUCUUUACCAAAUCCAAGGCCCUCGUUUUAGUGUGACCACACAACAAAGGUCACAUCCAAACUAUGCAGCCCAUCUAUCUUAAAAUAGGAAGAGUGCACAAUUUCCAAUUUAUCACCAGGCCUGAUGGCCUGAGAGCUCUUCUCAUCAUAAAGGCCAAGAUCCCCCAUCAUGCCUUCUUUCUGCUCCUUUUAUGGUGACCUUAGGAGCAGCACAGGCCUCCAGACAGUGACUGGCAAAAUGAGGCCGCUUUUAUAGCCAUUUCAUGGGUCGACAUGGUUUAAAUUAUGAAUAUUAUUGUGUAAUUUAUUAGAAAACAUAAAUAGAUAAAUCUAGAUGUAUGUUUAGUGUGGUUGCCACAAAAUAAGGUCCCUUUACUUGAUGCUCUUAUAAAACCUUUUUAUCUUAUAUGUUUGGUCGUUGUAGGUCCUUAAACCAGCUGAAGCAAAGCCAUGUGUGUAUGGCUGCAGAGGCCAGUCUCACUUAUCAGUGUUUUCAGCUGACAGACUUAAGCAAUGCUGUUGCAUGGUGUUGUGGAUAUGGUAAAAAACCAUACCACAUCUUAGCUUAAAGGUAGAGUUCAGAAUUGUAUUGUUACAUUUUGUUAAAAGGUUAAAAGGAGUUAACGUCUUACCUGCAGUAGAUAACACUCUUAAGCUGCAAUCACACUGUUUUCUAUCUCACCGUUUAGGCAGGCAUAUUGAAAACCGUGUUUAUAUGAGUGUAAACGGGACAUAAUUAAGGUGAUUUUGCAGAACAUUAUGUCCUGUCAUGUCUUUGAAGUACAUGUGUCACUUUUGUUGCCCUUUUGCUUUGAAUAGUGCAUGUGUCUUGUAACAGUGUGAUAGUGUAAUAUAGUCCUCUGCUACAUCAGGAUGGUGUACGUGUUUUCAUACCAAAGACUCAGCUGAUCUGGGAAUGACAUUUCAAUGCUCUACCACUACCAGGGGAUCAGAUAGUUUUUUGCCAAAUUAAUCAAAGAGUAGGUCAUUCCUUCAGUUUCAGUUCCUCAGACAAAGCAUUUUCAUAGGUAUUAUUCAGUAAUAUUUGAGUAGUAGUUGUGUAAAAUACUGUAGAAGCGGGACACAUGUACAAUAUACAUGGCAUGCGAGAGCUGCAGAGCUCAUGCUAUAGAAUAUUUCCACAUGUCCAAAAAACUCUGUGGCAGCCUGGUGUGACACAGAGUGUCAAAUACGUAGGAAGAUGACACUGGAGCUCUAUUCACCUAAGGCAGCAUUUUUCUAUGCUAUGAAAUGCAAGGCAGAUAUGCAGUAGUGUGACAAAGGUAUUACUGCAUUUAUUUAGUAUAAAUUUAGAUUAGUUGGUCCCAAGAUGAAGCUAGCAUAUAGCCUAAGGGAAGUCAACGGGGACUUCUACCAUCUGAAAACAACUGCAACCACACAAAAUGUCACAGCAGUUUACACAAAAUAAAUGUUAUCAACACUUUGGUCAGUUAUUUAUACAGAAGGUGGUGAUUAUUAACACAGGAAACAGAUGUGUGUUGUUUGCAUGCGUGGCUUCUCUCAAGGUGUUCCAGCCUCCUCUAACAUUUCAAAUACAUGAAUGUUAGAAUAAUUGCUCUCUAGAUUGCCCCUAGGAGUGUGUAGAUAUAUGGUUGUUUGCCUGUGUGACUCUGUGAAGCAUGUGAAGAACCAGCACCCCACGACCCUGCAAGAUAAGUAGAUAUCGGCAGGCGAUGGAUGGACGGAGUUGUUUUAGGAAGGUAUAAAGUAGGUCCUGGCCCCUCUCAGACUACCCAUUAACAUUAGACUCUGAAAUUAACUAAUCUAGAUUUAAACUAAAUAAGGAAGCCAAGAAAUAUUUUACUGAAGGUAAGAUAUUAGCUGCCUAUCAACCUUUUAACAGAAACUCACCUCAUAAAUUCCAAAUAAUAACUUUAAAGCUUCUCAAGGACAAAAGCAACACCUCACUGUAGGUCUAUAACUAUAUAUUGUCAGUGUUAAAAUGCAAAAAAACUGCAUCAACAAUAUUUGUUUCUUUCUUUUCAAGUAAGAGCCACACGCCCUUCACCCACAUUUUUAACUACACCCAGGAUUAAGCAGUCAUUAAGAUCCAAAAAAGGUCAACUUGUCAACUAGCCUUUCUUUCAGUUUCCAAAUCUGCCCUUUGGAAUCUAAAUUCUUGCUUCAGAGUAUUUCUCAUGCAGUGCUUGGGGUUAUGCUCUUCCUAAGGUAGCAGCAUGAAAAUAUUUUUUGCAGCUAUAGAUGUCUUAUCCUGCAAAAUUCCCUUUCGUUUCACUCCCUUCCUCACUUCUUUUCCUUUCACCUCACUGCCAUCACCUUGAUGUUAUCCCUGAUUUUCUUCUGCUGUGAUCUUAGUUUGAGCCGAUGAGGAGCAAGGAAAUGACUCACACAAUCAAAGCACAUAAUGAGAACACAAUGGAUAACUUGAAGAGUUGAUAGGAUUUCAGUGUUUAAUUUGAUGACAGCGUGUGGGAAGGCUGCUCAGCCACAUUGUGAUUGACAUCCCGGUGCAGUGUCUGAGAGUAGCAUGUGGGGGGGAUACAAAGCACAGUGCCAUGGCAACCACAUUAAAAAGCACCUUAAAGCUGGUUUGCUUACGAAAGCAAUGAAAAUUGUGUUGAUGUUCUCUUUUUAAUUUGUAGGUGUAUGUUUUAUAAAGUUAAGAGAAUUUUGCUUUGAAAAAAACCAAUCAAGUGAGAAUGAUCACAUUAUGGUUUAUCUGUAAUGGUGUCUCACAUUUAAAGCAAUACAUUCAUUAUGUUUAUGUCUUUGGUGUCAAUGACUUUAUCUAUUCUCUGCUGUAAACUCCUGAAACAAUGUAUUGUGUACCCCACCACAGCCAAGGCCAACUCUGGUUUGUUAGUGAAGAGUCAUCUGAAAUAAUAAGCUGCGAUGCUUGAUGCUCAUGGCUGGUCUCCACAUGAGAAUGGAAGAGGGGGGGAGCCUUUAAGCGCCAUAUGACACUGCCCCUUUACUUUUCAGUGGAGCAAUAGGAUCUCUAAGACUUCCACUGAGCAAAAAAAUUGUUACGUCAGAGACGAGUGAUGUGGAAUGUCACAUAUGCAGCGUCGACUUGUCAUUGUGCUGUUUGUGCUCGUGUGCCGGCUCCCAUGCAGGAUAUCUGCUGACAUUCUCCCUUUUCCUUAUGCCGAAAACAAACUCCUGGCUGGGUCUCAAAAAGAACUUGGAGCGCAUGUGUCAUCCUCCCUUCAACAUUCGUACUGAAUCAUGUUCUCUUAAAUUACAAGAACCUAUGCAUUUGUGCAAUGUGUGUACAUGUGUUUGACGCAGCAGUGCCACCUGUCAUAAAUAACCUGUAACUGCCAUUCAGUGCUUGUGCUUUAAGGAAAACCAUUUCAUACAAUGUGCAUUUGUGUUCUAAGGACUCCCAAGCCUUUCUAGGUUAGUAAAGCCGCCAGGUCUUCUCGCCAUAAUGAUGUGAUGGUUCUCUCCAGUCGCACUUCUCAGUGAACCAGCCAGCCUUUAAUCUUCACUGUUUGUUUCUUUCUAUUGCUCAGUGGGAAAUUUGACCUAGAUGACCAAUUUUCUUAAAUAAAAUAAUCCAGAAGAACCAGAUUAUAUGUAGAAAUAGAUUAAUUAUAGAUAUUUUAUCAGAGUUAUUGUUAUCUGUAUUAUAACUAUUAUAGAAGAAAGUAGAUUGUUAUUGUUCAAUCUCUGUAUGAAAACAGGGGUAGACUUUAUUUUUUUUUCUUUAUUUACAUGGUUUUAUCAACAUGUUUUUUAACGUACAACAGAAAAUAUUUAAAAUAAAAAGAUUUGAGUGAGCUUUUUUUUUCCACCAUGCUGGCAGUUACUGAAAAAAAAACACAUAAGAAUUUAAGGCCUUUUAUAGACAAUAUCCUGAAGUUGCAUUAAGUAGGCCUUCUCAGGGGUGACAGGUUGAGCAGACGUUAACAUGACCAUCCAUUCAGGAUAUCCCUCCAUAGCUCCAGAGAGGAGGAAACACUGUACACAUGGAUGAAAUGAUGAGAGAUAUGAUGAGCAAAUAUAGUUCUGUAAAUUAUAAGUAAAGUGGGAUGGAUUUGGGGAAAUAAAGCUUUUUCAAACUUG
Messenger RNA from Girardinichthys multiradiatus, 6042 nucleotides. RefSeq names its product zinc finger protein 385C-like. NCBI's taxonomy places the organism in Eukaryota, Metazoa, Chordata, Actinopteri, Cyprinodontiformes, Goodeidae. Bases 81 to 1952 code for a protein of 623 amino acids. The transcript is spliced from 11 exons. Gene Ontology annotation, molecular function: zinc ion binding; nucleic acid binding. The record is from RefSeq and is a predicted model, not a curated record. Gene Ontology annotation, cellular component: nucleus.